AUUUUUGUAGUCCUGGCACUUGCUAUGUACACCAGGCUGGCCUCGAAUUCGCAGAGAUCCGCCUGCCUCUCCAUCCGAGGGCUGGGAUUAAAGGCGUGCGCCACCACCGCCCUGCUUUUAAAAUUACAGAUAUUAUUUUACGGUCCGUAGGUCCUAGAGAAUGAAGAUCUGAAUGCAAGGCCAUGGCUAAACACCUGAAGUUCAUUGCCAGGACUGUGAUGGUUCAGGACGGGAACGUGGAAGGUGCAUACAGGACCCUGACCAGAAUCCUCGCUACUGAUGGGCUUACCGAAGUCAUAAAUCGAAGGCGCUAUUAUGAGAAACCCUGCCGCCGCCGCCAGCGGGAGAGCUAUGAAACAUGCCGGAGGAUCUACAACAUGGAGAUGGCUCGAAAGAUUAACUUCUUGAUGCGGAAGAACCGGGCAGAUCCGUGGCAGGGCAGCUAAGGCCUGCGGAUGGAUAGAAGGCCUCCAUUAAUGCUAUGUCUUUUCUUCAUCCAACCCCAUUCUCUGUUACCUUUCUCUUCAGUAAACUCAAUCACACAGGAACAAGAAGGCUUAAACAUAUAGAAGCUAUCUCAUCAGUCCACAAUGGACACUUUUAUUUAAAAAAUUAAUCAAAAAAUGGAAUAGGAGCAGAAAUACUGGUUGCCAGUAAGAAGGGCCAAUCAGUAGUUAUGUAAUGGGUAAAGUUUCUGUUUAUAAAGAUUUGUAAAAGUUCUAGAAACCAUGGUGACAAAAAUGUGUAUAUUAAGCAAUUAAGAGAGCUUGCUCCUUUAUAGAGGGCCUUGGUUUGGUUCCAACACCUACUGGCUGGCUCACAAGGUCUUUAACUUCAGUUCCAGGGGAUUUCUCGUCACCUGGCCUCUGGAAGUACGUAGUACACAUACUCAAAACUUUUUUUUUUUUUUUUUUGUCUUU
Molecule: messenger RNA, 920 nt
Organism: Cricetulus griseus (Chinese hamster)
Lineage: Eukaryota; Metazoa; Chordata; Mammalia; Rodentia; Cricetidae
Source: RefSeq, a predicted model, not a curated record